AUAUAUAUAUCAUAGAAUAUGUCAAUGAAUAUUAAAUGUAAAUAAGUCUAUAGACGUGAGACGUUUAUGUACAAUGUAAAUGGAGCCCACGAUCAACAAUGCUCUUUAUUAUUUCAUUCGAAGUUUACAUGUCAAUGUAAUGUAAUAUUAUUAUAUUACGAUGAUUACGAUCUUUCGAAGAAGACGCGGCAAUGAAAAGUUGUAGUUACGCAACGACAGGUGGCGAUAACUUCUCGUGAGAAUACCUGAUAUCUUCAAGUUUAUCAAGUGCCAGCUGCAAUCUAGAAAUUUGGUAUCCUUUGUUCUUGGGAUACUUGGUGAUCUGUAAUAAUUGUUUCCGAAGUGCCUAUUAAUGUUAUAUUUAUUAUUAUUUAAUAUUAAAAUAAUAUAAUGUUUUUAUUUGGAAACGAUUAAUAUUUAAUAUAAUUUAUGUUGAUUAAUUAUUAUUAUUGGAAAUUUAAUUAAAAUGUGUUGACCUAGAAAAUAUUUUAGAUUUCAUUUAUUCAAAUAUGUCGAAUAUUUAAUGAAGAGGACUAAUGCUUCAGCCAUCAAUGGAUCCUGUUUGCGUUAUUGGUAUUAGCGAUGUAUCUGCUAACUUAUGUCAAUCGUCAUGCAUAUCUCUUAUAAGGAUAUAAAAAAAUAUUAUUUUCUAUGAUUGAUUAUGCAUUUUUGUUAUUACUAUUGUCAUUUGAAUAUUAUGGAUAUUUCGUGACAGUGCCAUCAAUUACGAAUGAUCAAAGGAGUAUCUAACAAUAAUAAAAACUUACGAAAUGGAUAGUUCUGAAUAUGAGAUGGUCAGAAAUAUGACUCUCUUAUUCUUUUUUGAACGUUUAAUGGACAAAGGUGGACCACGGACAUUACACGAUUUAAGUUGUCAAUUUGGAGCUAAAGGAUUCACUAAAGAAAUGCGUCAAAUAGCAGGUGGAUCCCAGAGUGGCCUUAAGAAGUUUUUAUCUCAACAUCCAUCACUUUUUAUUAUAAACGGUGAUUACGUAUCCAUUAAUACUUUUCAAUCUGUACACGAAGAAGACAGUGGAUUUAAAUUAAGUGGAACACGUGAUUAUGCUCGAGAAGCGGUAGAAUAUUUUUCUAAUAAAUUGAUGCAAUACGGAGUAGGAACUGAGGUACCAAUAACUAGCCUACUUGGACAUCGAUCGCAGGCCUCUCCAGAAGUAAGACACAUUUCUGGUCAACGCUAUAAAGAAUUUAGAGAUUUUCUCUUGAAGUAUCCUGGUGCCUUUGUAGUUACGGACGAUAAUGUAAUGUUGAAACAAUACGAAGGAAUGAAAGUAAAAUUAUUCGUAGAAUUGGAACCCGAUACGCCUAUCGAUCCCGAAGUUACUGUAAAAUUAUUACAAUUUUUUGCCCAAUGCAUAGAAGAGAAGGGUCCAAUUUUUAUAGAUAUAUUGUUUAAUAUGGUUAAUGAAAAAUUUUGUCAUGGACAAAAUUGGACGUCUAUAUUUAAAACGGUUCGAGAUUUGUCUACAUUUAUAAAAAUGUUUCCCGACACCUUUCAUGUUCAAAGUAAUCUCGUAACAUUGAUAGAACGGGGAAAAUCUUCUACGUUAGAAACAGACACGAAAACGAAACCUAUGCAAUUGACUCGAAAUCGUGGUAAUGCCGUAAAUCGAAUAAAUGCAGUACAACAAACAACAAGUUUAUCAAAUAAUACACAGACAUCAUCUCAGGCAGUAAACUCAGAAAGCGUUGUAUGUAACAACUCACCAAUUGAAAAUAAUACAUCGCAAACUGCAACUCCUACACCUGUUGAAACUAAUAAUAACUGUCCUUUAGUAAGUUUACAGCAACAAACGCUUAAACAAAGAAUAAAUACGCUUGUAAUGAAGACGUUAGCAGAUAAUACCGAUAAAGAUCGCAGUUUACAGAGUAUUCAAAAGGGUGACGCGUGGAAAUUAAAAGUAUUACAACAGACAAGGGUAAUUGUAAACCCAAAAGAAAGUUUACAGAUUAUAGAAGAUAUAAUAAAUCCUCGCAAACCUCGAGCUGAUAAUAAUGUUAUUUCGUUUGAUUGCGAAGGAAUAAAUUUGGGUGUUAAAGGACAAUUAACUCUAAUACAAAUUGGUACUAUGAGUGGUCAAGCUUAUGUCUUCGAUUUAUUUACAUGUCCUACCCUCGUACAGGCUGGCGGACUUCAAAAACUUUUAGAAACUGAUAAAGUUAUCAAGGUGAUUCACGAUUGUAAAAAUGAUAGCGUUAAUUUAUAUAAUCAAUUUAACAUAACGCUAAAUAAUGUCUUUGACACGCAGACUGCACAUGCCGUAAUUCAAUUUCAAGAAACAGGGAAACCUGUGUACAAAGUAAAAAAUGUCAAUUUAAAUAUUUUAUGCGAUCAUUAUGGGGCACCAUGUAAUCCCUUGAAGGAACAAUUAAAAAAUAUUUAUCGUAAAGACCAAAGAUACUGGUCUCGUCGGCCUAUGACUAGAGAUAUGUUGAUUUAUGCUAGUAGCGAUGUUCUCAGUCUUGUACCACGGGUAUAUCUUUCUAUGACAAGAUUGAUCAAGCCGGAGUUUCAAAGCCUGUUUACAGAAUUAUGCGAAGAACAAAUUCUGAUGCAUAUAAAACCGGCAGAAGUGAAGGCUCGUAAAAAGCAAAGAAAAGUUGAAACGGAAGUUGCAGAUUUAAAGAAAAGAAUGGAAGAGGCAACGUGUAAAAACAUUGUAUUAAGUAAUCGGGAAAUUCGUCUUCUUCGUUAUUUAGAUCUUACGGAGGAAGAGAAAGAGAAAUUAAAGGGUAAUUAUAAGGUUGCUAAGAAAUUGGAAAAAUUAGAGAAUAUGGGUCAAGAUAAAGGUGAUAGCAGCGACGAGGACGACGAAGAUAAAAUGGAAGAUACGGAAUAUCAUAGCAUGGACAGUUACACCUCGGAGAAUUCGCAUUCUGGUGGAAUAUUAUCACCAAGAAAUUCCGAGACUCCAAGUUUAACAGAAUCUAUGCAAAUGGUCGAUGAAAUUCUAUCGGAUGCUCGAAUGGAUAGGUUGGAAAAAAUAGAGAAAUUAGAAGCAAUACUUUCUGCUGUGACUACGUCUUCGAACGAUCAAUUAUCGCCGCCAAAUAGUACAGAGAUUUCCCCAAGACAAUGUGUGUGUAAAUGUCUAAACGAUAAAGUUGAUAGCCCAACGAAAGAAACUAAGAUAUUGGUUAAUGCUGCCUGCCAAACACUUAGUACAGGUGAUAUCGCAAUAACGAGAGUAUUUGUCACGGAGGAAGAAAAGGAACGAGUAAGAUUACAGAAUUCGCCAAAAAAAUAG
Molecule: messenger RNA, 3266 nt
Organism: Vespa mandarinia (Asian giant hornet)
Lineage: Eukaryota; Metazoa; Arthropoda; Insecta; Hymenoptera; Vespidae
Gene: egl
Product: Egl_like_exo domain-containing protein
Biological process (GO): nucleobase-containing compound metabolic process
Molecular function (GO): nucleic acid binding; 3'-5' exonuclease activity
Source: RefSeq, a predicted model, not a curated record